AUGGCAGCCGCCGGGCCGGGCCGGGCCAUGGCGGCGGCGGCGGCCGCGUUGUGCCUGGGCCGGGCCCCGCCGCCUCCCCCGCGGCCGCUCGUGGUGAUCCUGGGCGCUACCGGCACCGGGAAGUCGGCGCUGGCCGUGCAGCUGGGGCUGCGCCUGGGCGGGGAGAUCGUCAGCGCCGACUCCAUGCAGGUGUACAAGGGCCUGGACAUCAUCACAAACAAGGUUUCUCCCCAGGAACAGCGCCUCUGCAGGCACCACAUGAUCAGCUUUGUGGAUCCCCUUGUCUCCAACUACACGGUGGUGGAUUUCAGAGACAAAGCCGUGGCUCUGAUCGAAGAUAUCUUUGCCCGAGACAAGAUCCCGAUCGUUGUGGGAGGAACCAACUACUACAUCGAGUCCUUGCUCUGGAAGGUCCUCGUCAGCACCAAGGAGAAGGCCAGCCCGGCGCCCAGCCCGGCCCCCGACAGGAAAGUGGAGCUGGAGCAGCUGGACGGCGUGGAGCUCCACCGCCGCCUGACCCAGGUGGACCCCGAGAUGGCGGCCAAGCUGCACCCCCACGACAAGCGCAAAGUGGCCAGGAGCCUCCAAGUGUUUGAAGAGACAGGGAUCCCCCACAGUGAAAUCCUGCACCAGCAGCAGGAGGAGGAAGGUGGAGGACCCUUGGGGGGGCCCCUGAAAUACCCCAAUUCUUGUAUCUUGUGGCUUCAUGCAGAUCAGGCAGCUCUGGACCGGCGGCUGGAGCAGCGGGUGGACGACAUGCUGGCCGCAGGACUGCUGGAGGAGCUGCGGGACUUCCACCGCCGCUACAACCGACAGAAGGUGGCCGAAAACCGCCAAGAUUACCAGCACGGCAUCUUCCAGUCCAUCGGCUUCAAGGAGUUCCACGAGUACCUCGUCAGCGAAGGGAGCUGCUCGCCCGAGACCAGUGCCCUGCUGCUGCAAAGAGGGAUCCAGGCCCUGAAGCAGGUGACCAAGAGAUAUGCCCGGAGGCAGAACAAAUGGGUCCGAAACCGCUUCCUGAGACGUCCUGGCCCCAACGUGCCCCCGGUGUAUGGCCUGGAGGUGUCUGAUCAAUUGCGGUGGGAGGAGGAUGUGCUGAAACCUGCUCUGGAGAUCGUUGAGAGCUUCAUCCAGGGACGUGAGCCCCCGGCAGAGCCCGUAAAGAUGGAGUUCGACGCAAACGAGAACAAACGGCGUCAUCGCGUGUGCGAGCUCUGCGACAGGGUCAUCAUCGGGGACCGGGAGUGGGCAGCUCACACGCGCUCCAAAUCCCACCUGCACCAUCUGAAGAAGAGCAGGAAGCUGGAGGCUGCCAGCUGUGCCGCAGGGGGGGACGCUGGGGGCGCGGAGACCUCGGGCGAGGACCGCAGCGUGCCUGUGCCGCAGGCUUGCGGAGCAGCCGGCGCCGCGGAGCAGCCGCGCUUCCACCGGGACGGCGAGGAGGCACCGGGUCCCGGGUGGGCUCGGCCCGAACGAGCUGAGACACUGAUGGGGGACAAGGCGGGUGUGUGAGUGACAAAGUGACGACCAAAGGCUGUGUCCGAGCCUCUCACGUGGCCUUGUCCUGCCGUGUCACCGUGCUUCUGCACCUGGAAAGGGCAGGGCUGGGGGCAGGGCUGCAGGGAGCAUCCUCCCGUGCCGAGCGUUAGCUCCUGCCCGAAUUGCAGCGUUACCCUUGGGGUGGUCGAGCCUCUGCUGGCAUGCGGACGUGUUGUUCUCAGAGACAAACACCCUGCGCUCCUCCGGCUUGGCCACGAGCGCAGCUCAGGGGCUGAGUGAGUUCUUACUGCCUUUAUUGUGGAGAGGAUAUUUUUUUGCUUUUAUAUGGAAAUAAAGCCGCAGGAUUAUUGCGGGUUCCCCUGCCUAUUAAAAAGUUCAGCUUUCUUGCUCUCUAUUUUCAGCUGGCCCAGGUUCCCUGCUCCAGGUGAACACGGGGCAGGAUGUCCAGCCCUGGCCCCUUCUCCCAGCCACCUUUCCUGCAGCUCCUGAAGGAGCUGAGCAGAUGUUCUCAGCUCGGCGGAGGCCGGGCGCUCCGUAUGCACAUAGCAGGUGCAGAAAGAGCUGGCACCUGUUAAACAGGAACUUGGAAAUGAUCUCAUCGAGUUUGCAACAGAUGAGGCUGUCCUAGUUAAAGCUGAAUUCCCGGGGGUUUACACUGUGGUUUGGCAGUGGGAACUGGCCCUGCAUUUGAAUCCGAGUUGCUGAGCAGAAAAUUCCUUGUGGUGCGCGGCCGCGAGGCAGCGAGGCUGUCUCGGCGUUGUUCCUGGAGGAUGCGAGCGCCGUCGGCACCACCUCGCUCCCCAAGGGGCCGCUCUGGUGAAAGCCACGAGGGCCCUUUCCAGGACGUGUGGAAUUCUUCUGGCAGGUGCAAUCAAGGUGGUCCCUCCUGGGAGGGUUUUGGGGCGGGAGAGCAUGAAUUUUUCCUUCAGCUGCUCACGAAUCACCGUGUGGCAAGAGACCUCUCCCGGGGCUCAGCCCGCAAGGGAAGGGGCUGUGGGCAGAUCUGCUGCCGCGUUCUCUCUGGGGGUUAGGUUCAACCUCAGGCUCGUGUUCCCCAGCGCUGAAUUAUUUCCGUAAUGGGGCAGCUGCCUGGGACCACUUGAUACGUGUGUGUUGGCAGCUCGGACUGGAGGGGACUUUGAGUUUGCUUUUCUCUGCCAGCACUGUGCAGAGCCGGGCGCCAGCGUUGGGACACUGGGCACCACGUUGGUGUCGCUGGGUCUGUGCAGCGGCAGCUGAGCCUCUUCUCCAGCCCAGACUUGUUUGCCAUCCACGUGUGUGGACGUGGGCUCAGCCGGGCUCUGGAGCAGGCAGCAGAGGGGUCACAGCGAGGGACGUGGUGUGGAACCAUGUUCCUGUAACCUGCAUGGACAAGAUGCCCGUGGGGCUGGGUGCGAAGCCCCGUUCGCCGCUGAGACGUCUCCCCAGCCCCGGUGGGAUCGUGGAGGCAGCUCUGAGUGAGGGGGGGGGGGAUUAUCCGGCCUGUCUCCUGCACUCAGCCCACGGUGCUGUUAGGAGUGAAUUUAAUGUCCUUAAGUGGUUUAAUGUGAACUUGGUUAUCCCUGCAGAUAAAUGUUAUUCCCCCACCA
Cygnus atratus (black swan) is the source of this 3089-nucleotide messenger RNA. It is a transcript of the gene TRIT1, whose product is annotated as tRNA isopentenyltransferase 1. The transcript is spliced from 11 exons. NCBI's taxonomy places the organism in Eukaryota, Metazoa, Chordata, Aves, Anseriformes, Anatidae. Gene Ontology annotation, biological process: tRNA modification. Gene Ontology annotation, cellular component: mitochondrion. The coding region runs from base 1 to 1512 and encodes 503 amino acids. Gene Ontology annotation, molecular function: tRNA dimethylallyltransferase activity; ATP binding. The record is from RefSeq and is a predicted model, not a curated record.